CCCCGCCUCCUCGGGUUGUGCUUAAAAGGCCUAGGUUGGCGAGGAGACCGCGCCCCCCUCACCUCAACCAUGAGCAGCAAGGAGCUCACGGAGGCUCCUGAGGAGCGCAGUUUCCUCAGCGCGGCAGAAGCAGCCGCCCUGGAGCGGGAGCUGCUGGAAGAUUACCGCUUCGGGCGGCUGCAGCUGUUGGAGCUGUGCGGACACGCUAGUGCCGUGGCUGUGACUAAGGUGUUCCCUUUGCCUGCCCUCUCGCGGAAGCAGAGGACCGUGCUGGUUGUGUGUGGCCCGGAGCACAACGGGGCUGUGGGGCUGGUCUGUGCUCGGCACCUGCGGGUGUUUGAGUACGAGCCCACCAUCUUCUACCCCAUGCGCUCUCCGGAUCUGCUGCACCGGGACCUGACCACGCAGUGUGAGAAGAUGGACAUCCCCUUCCUGUCCUACCUGCCCACCGAGGUUCAGCUCAUCAACGACGCUUAUGGGCUGGUGGUGGACGCUGUGCUCGGCCCUGGCGUGGAGCCCGCUGCGGUCGGGGGGCCCUGCACCCGCGCGUUGGCCAUACUGAAGCUCCUGUCCAUCCCCCUCGUGAGCCUGGACAUCCCCUCAGGCUGGGACGCCGAGACCGGCGGCGGGGACGCCGAGGACGGGCUGCAGCCGGACGUGCUGGUUUCGCUGGCGGCCCCCAAGCGCUGCGCCGGCCGCUUCUCUGGGCGCCACCACUUCGUGGCGGGCAGGUUCGUGCCCGACGACGUGCGCCGCAAGUUUGCGCUGCGCCUGCCCGGCUAUUCGGGCACCGAUUGUGUCGCGGCGCUGUGA
Molecule: messenger RNA, 813 nt
Organism: Octodon degus (degu)
Lineage: Eukaryota; Metazoa; Chordata; Mammalia; Rodentia; Octodontidae
Gene: Yjefn3
Product: YjeF N-terminal domain containing 3
Exons: 6
Coding region: 70-813 (247 amino acids)
Cellular component (GO): mitochondrion
Molecular function (GO): NAD(P)HX epimerase activity
Source: RefSeq, a predicted model, not a curated record